This is a messenger RNA of Neodiprion virginianus, 5390 nucleotides long. RefSeq names its product alpha,alpha-trehalose-phosphate synthase [UDP-forming] (gene Tps1). Gene Ontology annotation, biological process: trehalose biosynthetic process. Gene Ontology annotation, cellular component: alpha,alpha-trehalose-phosphate synthase complex (UDP-forming); cytosol. NCBI's taxonomy places the organism in Eukaryota, Metazoa, Arthropoda, Insecta, Hymenoptera, Diprionidae. The coding region runs from base 200 to 2593 and encodes 797 amino acids. The record is from RefSeq and is a predicted model, not a curated record. The transcript is spliced from 11 exons. Gene Ontology annotation, molecular function: catalytic activity.
CUGUUGGUAACUUCUCGAAGGAUCAUCCGGUAUAUAAAAACACUGAAGCCGGUAGCCGGCGACGCGCAAUUAUUUCGCUCCGCGAGGAACGAACAAUUGCAUGUAAUAAUUGGUGAUUAUUUACUUGUGUGUAAUUCCUAGACGCAGUGUAACUAGUCCAACAAUUUAAGAGCCGGGCAGUUUUUCGUCGAACGGCAGCAUGAUCGUCGUCAGCAAUAGACUACCGUUUGUUCUGAAACGGAAUGAAAUCAGUGGUCAACUCGAGAGGAAAGCCAGUGCCGGAGGUCUCGUUACAGCCGUAGCGCCAGUUGUAAUAAACGGAAGAGGCGUGUGGGUAGGAUGGCCUGGAAUGCACAUGGAUGACCCGACCGAAAAGAUUCCCGAAUCAGAUCCGAAUGAUCGUACUCCAACGGCAGGGCUUUUAUCCAGCAAGGUCGUCGCAGUGCACGUUGAUCCAACAGUAUUCGAUUCCUACUACAACGGGUGCUGCAAUGGUACUUUUUGGCCACUGUUUCACUCCAUGCCCGACCGGGCAACUUUCAUUGCUGAUCAUUGGCGUGCUUAUGCCACCGUCAAUCAAGAGUUUGCUGCUCAAAGCGUUAACGCCCUCGAAAAAAUUCACAAAGAACAGUCCGGGCAACCUAAUGGAACACCUUUGGUCUGGGUCCACGACUAUCACUUGAUGCUGGCCGCAAAUUGGAUCAGACAGUCCGCCGAAGAAAAAAAUCUCAGGUUGAAAUUGGGAUUCUUUCUUCAUAUUCCAUUCCCGCCUUGGGAUAUUUUCAGGCUAUUUCCAUGGGCUGAUGAAAUACUCCAAGGAAUGCUCGGCUGUGAUAUGGUCGGUUUCCACAUCCAGGACUACUGUUUAAACUUCGUCGACUGCUGUCAAAGGAGUCUCGGCUGUCGUGUCGACCGCAAAAAUCUCCUCGUCGAACAUGGUGGUCGAACAGUUCGUGUAAGGCCUCUGCCGAUCGGAAUCCCCUUCGACAGAUUCGUUGCUUUAUCCGAAAGUGCGCCGAAGGUUAUGCUUACCAAUCAAAAAAUAGUCCUGGGUGUCGAUCGUCUCGAUUACACUAAGGGGUUGGUGCACAGGUUAAAAGCCUUCGAGAUGCUAUUGGAAAAACAUCCUCAACACAGAGAGCAGGUAACCAUGCUUCAAAUCGCUGUCCCGUCGAGAACGGACGUGCGCGAAUACCAGGACUUGAAACUCGAGAUGGAUCAAUUGGUGGGACGUAUCAACGGUCGAUUCACUACACCAAAUUGGUCGCCAAUUCGAUAUAUCUAUGGAUGCGUUAGCCAAGAAGAAUUGGCCGCUUUUUACAGAGAAGCCGCGGUCGCACUUGUCACACCUUUGCGCGAUGGUAUGAAUCUUGUGGCGAAAGAAUUUGUCGCAUGUCAAAUCAAGGUGCCUCCGGGUGUCUUGAUUGUUUCACCCUUCGCCGGCGCCGGUGAAAUGAUGCACGAAGCUCUCAUCUGCAAUCCAUACGAAAUCGACGAGGCGGCUGAGGUGAUACACAGAGCUCUGACGAUGCCGGAAGACGAGCGUACCCUUCGUAUGAAUCAUCUUCGUCGUCGGGAGAGAAUCUACGACGUGAAUUACUGGAUGAAGUCGUUCCUUCAAGUAAUGGGCUCGCUCGAAGAGAGGGACGCCGUAGGUGCGACGACCAUGCACCCAGUUACCAUGGACGACUUCGACGAUUAUUUGAGCAAGUCCCCUAGGUAUAUUGGCGAUAAUCACAAGUUGGCCCUCCUCCUGGACUACGACGGUACCUUGGCUCCGAUAGCGACUCAUCCCGACCUGGCCAUCCUACCUUUAGAGACAAAGAACGUCCUUCAGAGGUUGUCCAACAUGUCGGACGUCUACAUCGCUAUCAUCAGUGGCAGAAACGUGAACAACGUCAAGUCCAUGGUGGGGAUCGACGGUAUUACUUAUGCCGGAAAUCACGGACUCGAGAUCUUACAUCCGGAUGGAAGCAAAUUCGUGCAUCCGAUGCCCGUCGAGUUUGAAGGCAAGGUUGCCGGUUUGAUGCAGAGUUUACAGGAUCAGGUUUGCAACGAAGGUGCCUGGGUGGAAAACAAAGGGGCUUUACUGACUUUCCAUUAUCGAGAGGCGCCGAUGGAGAGCCGACCUCAGAUGGUUGAGCAGGCCAGAAAAUUGAUAGAAGAGGCUGGGUUCAAAGCUUGUGCUGCUCAUUGCGCGAUAGAAGCUAAGCCCCCGGUAGAGUGGAACAAAGGUCGUGCAUCUAUCUACAUACUGAGAACUGCGUUUGGUCUCGACUGGAGCGAACGGAUCAGGAUCAUUUACGCGGGUGACGACGCGACCGACGAAGACGCCAUGAAGGCAUUAAAAGGUAUGGCGGCGACGUUCCGAGUGGCUUCGUCGCACAUAAUUCGUACAUCAGCAGAACGACGUCUUCCGAGCACGGAUUCGGUGUUGACGAUGCUGAAGUGGGUCGAGAGGCACUUGAGCAGACGCAAACCACGCAACAGCGUAGAUAUAUCAUCAAGAUUCCGGCGAGGAAGCACCGGCAUUGCUAUGGAGAUGUCAUUCACGUCGCCAGAAAAACAGAAAAUCGAGCAACAGGUAGCGUAGUCGUCGUGAGUCGCGGACUCGUGUGUCGCUCUGCUAUAAACGAUGAGAGUAGUCUGUAAUAAUUAUUAUCGUGUCCUCGCAACUAUAUAAUACCUAUAUGUGUAAAUUUGUAAUGAUGGCACCGGACGCAGCGAGCGAGCAACGGUCAUCCGUAUUUCACUUCAUUUACGGCGAUCUAUUAGUUCGAAAAUCAAUUUUUCUGACGAAUAUACCUACCUGUUAUUAGGAAAAUGACGAUGUUCGCCGUGUCCUUCGCAGAUUUUUUCUUCCGUGCUGUAAUUGUAUGUCACUGAAUUAUCGAAGGUGUAUAAUUGCGACCGUUCGUAUCGAUCAAAUACUCGAUCAAUUCUUCCAGCCUAUUGCAAUCGUCCAGUGGUCAAUGUAAAUCAACCAGCCAUCCUGAAACCUGAAUUCUGUUAUCUUCGAGAUUAUGUUUGCGUCAAUUUAAGGAUCACGUAUGUGAAACGAUUCCCACCAAGUUUCAUUCCUAAUUUUCUCAUGUUUUGCGAACGAAUGGUUUUGACAAACACGAAAGAAAGUAUUCAAACGAUUGAUGAGUAAAGUCAAGAUUUUGGUCGAGAGCGAAAAAAUUCACUUUAGUUGGAAUGAAGCGCCCCGCAACAGUGGAUUUGCGCAACUGCCCAAUCAACAAGUAAAUUAUUUCCUGACCAAGGGUUAAAUUUAAAGUAUUUGUUUUCGUUUUUUUUUUUUUUUUCAUCUAGCUUAAAGUCUAAAUUCCAAUUGAUGUAUUAAUUUUUUCCACAUGUGCCAUAUACGCGAAAAUUCAUUCUCUGUAAAUUUAAAUUUACGUCGUUAUUGUCACCUAUGUAAGAUACAAAGCCAAUGGCUGAAAUUAUUCGUAAUGUUGCACAACGUACCGAUUAAAAUCUUCCUUGUUUUUAUUCUUCUCCUCCCUCCUGAAUCGUAAUUGUCAAUAUUUAUGAUGGAGUCACGAGUUCGGACUUGGAAACGGAGUAGCAAGUUGCACAAAUAGUUUUGGAACAGUAACACGUGUUUUAUACGUUCCGAUGCCAUACUAGAUACGUAGAUUUUGUCAGAUAUGUACUAUGCGAUCAUUACAGCUCAGUUGGUUGAACAUCGCGUGAUUCAUUGUGCAGACUUAAACGCUCAGCUUAAAUAUUCUAGAUUUCAAUUUUAUUCUUAAAUAUUGAUCGAGAGAACACAGAGUAUUAUCAAAUAUAAUCACAAGAAUUUUUAUACCGACAAGACUGCUCGUUAAAAUAUCAUUAUUUUUGCAAUAAUCAAAGAUGGUAUAUGGCCGUAAAGAAAUUAUGCAAAACCGUAGAAACAAGAAAUAAAGGAAUAUAUUUUUAGGUAUUUUUACAUCGAUAUCUUUGUACGUACUUCAAAACAUUCACACUAAAGUUUACGCGAAGAAGUAAACGGAGAAAUCCAGAUAAAUAUUCAACGAGAAACAAGCAAAAUAUUUAAGAAAAAACAAAAAAAAAGAAACGAAUCAAUACUUCAAGACAUCAUAAACUGAAACAGAAAAAAGGAAGAUCAAGUUGCGUAGAAAUCAAUGUGUGAAAAUUUCGAUCUUAAUGUCGCACAUUUGUGAACGGACCUUCAGCCCGAAUUUGUAUAGUAAAUUCGAAAUUUCUGUGUCUGUUUCAAAAAGGUUCUAUGUCAAAUUAGGGUAAAUACGUAUAAUUCAUAACUUUCGAUCUUGAAACGAAUUUCAUUUUUCAAGUACGAAAUCAGAGCAACUUGUAUUUGGUCUUUUCUGUUACUCGCUACUUUGUUUUGCGUUUAUCGUUAUUUAGUAUUUAGCAUUCAAAUGUAGAUUUUAGUCCACUUAAAUGAUAGUAAUUUGAAAGCUACUGAGUAUAAGGCUAACAACCGCAAUCUCGUAUUUCCAGGCGUAUUUAUUAGUCAGUUAUCACUACUAGUCAAUAAAGAAUCCAUAAACAUGGAGUUUAUUCAUUACACACUGAGAAGCCGGAAGUCAGAAAUUUUUUAGCUCAUUUUUACAUUACAUUUAUUGAGCAACUUGUCAGUUUUUGUAAAAACAAGAUGUUUCUAAAUAUUGAAGCAAUCCAUUUAAUGAAUAAAAAUUGCAAAAUUAUUUGUAAAAAAGAAAACGUCACGCCGCUCGAACCACUCGAUCGGUGCGUUCAAAUAAUUGUAAGAAUUAAAUUACUGUCAAUCAAUGUGUAUCGAAAGUUCCUUGACGUAUCAUCAAAGUACAAAUAAUCCGAUCAAUUUUUUGAUAAUGGCUCGGGAAAUUGAAUCCAAUGCUCUUAUGCCAAAGUAAUAACGAUUAUUAUCAGUCAAUUUUUAUUCACUACACUCCUAUAGCAAAAAAAUCCGCGAUUAAGUUAUUACAGUUGUCAAUUUGCAGUCGAUGUGAAAAAGUAAUGUAGUAUAAGUGUAGGGACACCGAAGGUAAUCUCUCCUCGUAAAAUUGUAUUCAACAAAAAGUUGGAUAAUGUUUAGAAACUUGAAAAUAAGUAUAGCGUGAAAGUAAAUUUGGUGUGCUCUCGAAUUUCGCAAGUAAGUUUUCGACAAGUAUAUUUUAUAUAGCAUGUCAAAGUUUUUGAUGAUUUAUAUAACUUCUGUUUUAAGGUGUUGUUCUCAAAAAGGCUGUUAGUAAGAAUGUGUAUAAAGUAAAGUAGAAAGAAAAAAACUGAUAAGGCUGAAUCACGUUGUAUCGCGUUUGCCUGCCGUGAAAGUGGCCCGGUAUUUUAUACUUACGCUGUAAUGAAAUGCUACUUGCUAUAAUACUUGUGAAAGAUGAAAAAUGGAAAUAAAAAUAAAGGAACGUAUCUACUUUGUA